Pleurotus ostreatus (oyster mushroom) is the source of this 1644-nucleotide messenger RNA. It is a transcript of the gene CRN1, whose product is annotated as Coronin-like protein crn1. Gene Ontology annotation, biological process: actin filament organization. Bases 1 to 1644 code for a protein of 547 amino acids. The record is from RefSeq and is a predicted model, not a curated record. The transcript has 6 exons. NCBI's taxonomy places the organism in Eukaryota, Fungi, Basidiomycota, Agaricomycetes, Agaricales, Pleurotaceae. Gene Ontology annotation, molecular function: actin filament binding.
AUGUCGCGCUUCGUCCGAGCAUCGAAAUACAGGCAUGUGUUCGGGCAGCCAGCUAAGAAGGAAUACAACAUCGAGAACAUCAAGGUCACGAACAGUGCAUGGGACACGAAUGUCAUUUCAGUUUCGGCGAAAUACCUCAGCGUGAACUGGAAUGCUUCUGGCGGAGGCGCGUUUGCUAUCUUGCCGUUGCCGACACCAUUCGCGCCGAUCUCGGGCUCAUUCCCUUCCAAGCUUCCGGACACAUUACCUAUUGCUAGGUCACAUACAGCGCCGGUACUAGAUACCGACUGGUCGCCACACAAUGAUUCCAUCGUCGCAUCAGCUGGAGAGGACGGAAACGUUUUCAUCUGGAAAGUCGAGUCGAGCGAGUUUGACGGCUGGGGUGAGGAAGGGUGGGCACCGCAGGACUUUGAUCCCGUAGCGAAGAUCGUGGCAUCGCCCAGGAAGAUUGGCCAGGUCGUCUUCCACCCGACUGCCAACAUGGUGCUAGCAAGUGCGAGCGGAGAGCACACCGUCAAGCUCUGGGAUUUGGAUAACACCGAUAGCCCAAAGUCGACGCUGGUUGGCCACAAUGACACGAUCCAAAGCAUCGCGUUCAACCCAACGGGUACGUUAUUGGCAACUACAUGUCGCGACCGCAAACUGCGCUUGUUCGAUCCACGUGCUGGAAGUGAAGCAGUACGCGUCGCUGACGGGCAUGGCGGCGUCAAAGGCAGCAGAGUGACUUUCAUGGGCGAUCACGACCGUAUUGCUACCACUGGGUUCAGCAAGAUGAGUGAUCGACAAGUCGGCAUCUGGGACUCCGGAAGUCUUAACAGUAUCAAAAUGACGGUGCUUGACCAGAGUGCAGGUGUUGUCAUGCCGUUUUGGAGUGAUAACAAUAUUUUGUUCCUGGCGGGCAAGGGUGAUGGUAAUAUUCGGUACUACGAAUACGAGUCAGACGCCCUUUUCGCUCUGGACGAGCACAAAUCUACCGAUCCUCAGCGCGGAAUGUGCUUCCUCCCUCGCCGCGCCCUCAACGUCAGCGAGUGCGAGAUCGCGCGCGCGUACAAGAUUUUCGGCAACACUAUUGAAAGCAUUGCCUUCAAGGUUCCAAGACGCGCUGAUUCAUUCCAAUCUGACAUCUUUCCUCCGGCGCCAUCCUAUGAGCCCAGUCUCUCAGCCUCCGAAUUCUUCUCAGGCAAGGAGAUCAAGAGGAAGUUGGUCAGUCUCGACAGCGGGGAAACGACGACCUCGUCAACUGCGGCAGCUGCUCCUCCGAGCGCGCUCAGUUCUCCGGUCCCUCCCGCUACAGUACCCGCCGCCGCCGUUUCCGCUGCCCCCGCGCCUUCUCCUCUUUCACCGCCACCAUUUACGCCCACUCCGGCGGCGAUCUCUACACCGACCAGUGCUAACCCCAUUUCGCGAUCAGUGAGCGAGAGCGUCGCCCACACCCCGAUCAGGUCGCAAACUGUGCCAUCUUCUGCUAGCGGGAGCGGUGAUGACGCGGCUCUGAAGCGCGAGAACGACAAGCUCAAAUCGGAGAACGCGAAGCUGACGGAGGAGCUGCGCGAUGCUAGAGAGAAGAUGAGGAACUUGGAGCUCCAAGUAGAGAGCGUGCGAGCCAACGCAAGGAAAGCGGCGCAAGCGCUCCUCGAUGGCUGA